AUGUCUGCCAUCCUUCGAAAGACUUUCCGUACCGUCAGGCACCUGCCACGUCUCUUUUCGCGUGCUUCUGAAAAGGAUGACCUGGACUCCCAGCGUGAGCAGGUGCUAUCCAACCUCUGGGUCACGUAUAAGGUGACAAGGGCGAUGGAGCUCGAUCAGAUCUUGAUGGAUCCAGAGCAGUUAUCGAGGCUUGGCGUCCUAAUCUUACCUCUUGGCCUCACCAGUGACCCUGACAACGAUCUUGAUAUCCCUCCAGCUCUGAAUCCGGCCAGUUACUUUGUCCCUCUCACGUACGACUACAUCCACGAGCACCCCGUGGAUCUCUCCGAUCCAGAAACCGCUGAAAGGUUCAAUAAUACCGCAGAUGUGCUAAAGCCGGAAUUCAUGCUAUUCAGAAAUGAGCCGCUCUCAUCUUCCGCUGUUGCUGGUGAGCUUUCCUACUGGCUCAAUCUCGAGAUGUCAAGCUCCCGGUUGAAUUGCGAAGACGAGACACAGAAGCUCACUUGGUUGAACAAGUGGCGAGAAACGGACCAUUCCAACCUGGAACCUGUUUUCGAAAAAGAUGGGGUGGUCUUCUCUACCCAAAUCUCGUGGGACCUCGAAGGUCUUUAUGUCUGCCGGAUUCGACCCUUACCACCCCAUGUCAAAGCCAUCCUCAGCCACGGCGAUGUUGACAACUCGGAACACACUCUGCUAAAGGCUGAGCUAAAAGUCAUUCUGGCACUUAUGUAUUCCCGGUGGUCUAUGGAAGGCCUGCUCGAUAUGGUUGUUCCGGUAAUGCUUGUCUCCUUCCUUGGACGCAAGGUACGGUGUUUGAUUGCCAUACACGAUGGGCAUCAGCUUCGCAUCUCGAAAACUCCUCUCUACUUGGCUGAAAACAACGAGAUCAGGCGACAUGUUGUCAGAUAUAUGGGUGGGGGGAUAAACAAGAAGCUCGAUACAAAGAGGCUGCCGGUGGUCGAUGUGGUAGAAGGCUAGGAGUUGCAGUCUGCGUGGAGUUUUCACGGUCACUUGCGAUAAAUUCGUACUGUACUUGUCGUUUUUCUUCCUUUUUCCUCGUCUUCUGCUUCCUCACUCUUUCUCUGAAAAGUUCAGAAAAUGGGCAAUGUGCAGCGGCUCAACAGCUUGAUGCUCUAUUACUUGUAUUUGUCCACUCUGAGUAGCACGUGAGGGUCACGAGGAUGUGGCUUAAUGCAUAGAAGGGUGCAAUUUCCUG
Aspergillus uvarum CBS 121591 is the source of this 1216-nucleotide messenger RNA. RefSeq lists its product as uncharacterized. The record is from RefSeq and is a predicted model, not a curated record. NCBI's taxonomy places the organism in Eukaryota, Fungi, Ascomycota, Eurotiomycetes, Eurotiales, Aspergillaceae. The transcript has 3 exons. The coding region runs from base 1 to 978 and encodes 325 amino acids.